Molecule: messenger RNA, 9888 nt
Organism: Clarias gariepinus (North African catfish)
Lineage: Eukaryota; Metazoa; Chordata; Actinopteri; Siluriformes; Clariidae
Gene: nf1b
Product: neurofibromin 1b
Exons: 57
Coding region: 154-8352 (2732 amino acids)
Biological process (GO): regulation of GTPase activity
Source: RefSeq, a predicted model, not a curated record
GGCGCAGUGCUGCUUCUGAGAUGGAGAAGAGGGAGAGAAUAACAAACCGAGCCGUGCCCGAGUCUCCGUGCCAGCCGAGAGCGCAGAGUUUGAGGAUUACGGGGUCGGGAGUCUAAGGAGAGGCGUGUUGGUGUUGGUGUUGGUGUUCGGGUCAUGGCGGCUCAUAAACCUGCAGAAUGGGUUCAGGCCGUUAUUAACAGAUUCGACGAGCAGCUUCCUGUCAAAGCCGGGCAACAGAGCACGCAUACCAAAGUCAGCUCGGAGCACAACAGAGAAUGUCUGAUCAACAUCUCCAAGUACAAGUUCUCGCUGGUCAUCAGCGGCCUCACCAACAUCCUGAAGAACGUGAACAAUAUGAGGAUUUUUGGCGAAGCUGCAGAGAAGAACCUCUAUCUGUCUCAGCUCAUCAUCUUGGGCACUCUGGAGAAGUGCCUCGCAGGGCAACCGAAGGACUCUAUGCGUCUCGACGAGACGAUGCUGGUGAAGCAGCUCCUGCCAGAGAUAUGUCACUUCAUCCACACCUACAGAGAGGGGAACCAGUACGCCGCCGAGCUGCGCAGCUCCGCCUCCGGGGUUCUGUUCUCGCUCAGUUGCAACAACUUCAACGCUGUCUUCAGCCGCAUCUCCACCCGGUUACAGGAGCUGACGGUGUGUUCAGAAGACACGGUGGACGUCCAAGAUAUUGAGCUCAUCCGCUACAUUAACGUGGACUGCUCCAAACUCAAAAGACUCCUGCAAGAAACAGUAUUUAAAUUUAAAACUUUGAAGAAGCCUGCGCAGUUGAGUGUCAUCUCCAGUCUAGAGAAGGCAUUCUGGAAUUGGGUGGAGAAUUACCCAGACGAGCUCACUACGCUGUACCAGCGACCGCAGACAGACAUGGCUGACUGUGCAGAGAAGCUCUUUGACCUGGUGGACAGUUUUGCUGAUAGCGUAAAGAGGAAGGCAGCGGUGUGGCCGCUGCAAAUCAUCCUCCUCAUCCUCUGUCCCAACAUCAUACAAGAGAUAUCACGUGAGCCGCUGGAGGAGAGCAAGGUCAACAAGAAACUGUUUAUCGAGAGUCUGAGGAAAGCUCUGGCUGGACACGGGGGCAGCAAGCAGCUGACGGAGAGCGCAGCCAUCGCCAGCGUCAAACUGUGUAAAGCCUCCACCUACGUCAACUGGGAGGAUCACUCGGUCAUCUUCCUCCUUGUGCAGGCCAUCAUGGUGGAUCUGAAGGCUCUGCUGUUCAACCCCGCUAAGCCGUUCUCACGUGGCGCGGGCUGUCAGAGCGCAGACCUGGACCUGAUGAUCGAAUGCUUCGUCUCCUGCUUUCGCAUCAACCCGCACAAUAACCAGCAGUUUAAAGUCUGCUUGGCUUCAUCUUCACCAUCUACCUUCCACUUUGUCUUGGUGAACUCCCUGCACAGAAUCAUCACUAAUUCCACGCUCGACUGGUGGCCAAAGAUCGACGCCGUGUACUGUUACUCAGGCGAGCUGCGCCUCAUGUUUGCUGAGACGCUGGGCUGCAGUCCACUGCGCAUGACGAGUUUGUCGUUUAAAGAGAAGGUGACCAGUCUGAAGUUUAAAGAGAAGACCACUGACCUGGACACCAGGAGUCAUAAGUAUCUACUGCUGGCUCUGGUGAAGCUCAUCCACGGCGACCCCAAGCUCCUGCUGCACAACCCAGGAAAGCCUGGUCAGGAGAUCCAGAGCAGCACAGCCGAGCUCAUUAGAGGGCUCAUGCAGCUGGUGCCCCUCGCCAACCUGGGCGAGAUUUCCCAGGAGGCCAUGGAGGCUUUGUUGGUCCUGCAUCAGCCAGAAAUCAUCGAGCUGUGGAAUCCCAACGCCCCUAUGGAGACCUUCUGGGACAUCAGCUCCCAGGUGCUUUACUCCAUCUGCUCGAACCUCAUCGGCCACCAGCAGAUCAACAGCACCGAGAUUCUCAAGUGGCUCCGAGAGAUCCUCAUCUGCAGGAACAAGUUUCUCCUCCAGAACAAAGAGCGUGCAGCGACAGGCAGCAGCGUCCCCAUGUGCAGGCAGGCCCAUGCCAAGCUGGAGGUGUGUCUCUACAUGUUCCUUUGGAGCCCAGACAUGGAGGCCGUCCUGGUGGCCAUAUCGUGUUUCAGACACCUGUGCGAGGAGGCCGAUAUCCGCUGCGGCGUGGACGAGGUGCCCGUGCAGACCAUCCUUCCCAACUACAACACCUUCAUGGAGUUCGCAUCCGUCAGCCACAUGAUGGCCACAGGUCGCUCUGCCUUACAGAAGAGAGUAAUGGCUUUGCUGAGGAGGAUUGAGCAUCCCACACCUGGCAACACCAAGGCCUGGGAGGACACUCACUCGAAGUGGGAGCAUGCCACCAAGUUAAUCCUGAACCACCCAAAAACAAAGUUAGAAGACUGUCAGGAAUGGAUCAACAUGACCGGUUUCCUGUGCGCACUCGGCGGUGUGUGCUUGCAGCAAAGGAACCCCCCGGGGCCGAUCACCUACAGCCCCCCGAUGGGUCCGCUGAGCGAGAGGAAGUGCUCCAUGGUGUCCAUGGGCUCGUGCGAGGGCAACCCCGAGACACCGCUCAGUAAAUUCCUGGACCGGCUGCUCUCGCUCAUGGUGUGCACCCACGAAAAGGGCAUGCAGAUCCGCAACAACGUCAAGGACCUGGUGGGCCUGGAGCUGAGCCCGGCUCUCUACCCCAUGCUCUUCAACAAGCUUAAGAACAGCAUCAGCCGCUUCUUCGACGCACAAGGACCGGUGCCAAUCAACGAGACAAACACACAGUUUGUGGAGCAGACCAUCGCCAUAAUGAAGAACCUGUUAGACAACCACACAGAAGGUAGCUCUGAACAUCUGGGCCAGGCCAGCAUCGAGACCAUGAUGCUCAACCUGGUCAGGUACGUGCGUAUUCUAGGCAACGCGAUCCAUGCCAUACAGAUUAAAACCAAGCUGUGCCAGCUGGUGGAGGUGAUGAUGAAGCGCAGAGAUGAUCUGUCCUUCUGCCAGGAGAUGAAGUUCAGAAAUAAGAUGGUGGAGUAUCUGACAGACUGGGUGAUGGGAACCUCCAACCAAGCAGCUGACGAUGACGUCAAGUGUCUGACGAGGGAUCUGGACCAGGCGAGUAUGGAGGCUGUGGUAUCUCUGCUGGCCGGGUUACCACUCCAACCGGAGGAAGGAGACGGGGUGGAGCUCAUGGAGGCCAAGUCUCAGCUCUUCCUUAAGUACUUCACACUCUUUAUGAACCUGCUGAACGACUGCAGCGAGCCAGAGGACGACGGGCAGCAGGUGGCUGGACGUAAGCGCGGUAUGUCGAGGCGCUUGGCAUCUCUGCGCCACUGCACGAUCCUGGCCAUGUCCAACCUGCUCAACGCGAACGUGGACAGCGGCCUCAUGCACUCCAUCGGUUUGGGCUACCACAAGGACCUGCAGACCCGCGCCACCUUCAUGGAGGUCCUCACCAAGAUCCUGCAGCAGGGCACCGAGUUCGACACGCUGGCCGAGACGGUGCUGGCCGACCGCUUCGAGAGGCUCGUCGAGCUCGUCACCAUGAUGGGCGAUCAGGGGGAGCUUCCUAUCGCCAUGGCGCUCGCCAACGUCGUGCCUUGUUCUCAGUGGGACGAGUUGGCUCGGGUUCUGGUCACGCUGUUUGACUCGCGCCACCUCCUCUACCAGCUGCUGUGGAACAUGUUCUCUAAGGAGGUUGAGCUUGCCGACUCCAUGCAAACGCUUUUCAGAGGGAACAGCCUAGCCAGUAAAAUCAUGACCUUUUGUUUCAAGGUUUAUGGUGCGACGUAUCUGCAGAAGCUUCUGGAGCCCCUCCUUCGUGGAGUCAUAACGUCUCCUGAGUUGCAGAUGAUCAGUUUCGAGGUGGAUCCCACCAGACUGGACCACAGUGAAGUGUUGGAGGAAAACCAGCACAACCUGCUGAGCAUGACCAACCGCUUCUUCCUGGCCAUCAUUAACUCCUCGAGCGAUUUCCCCCCACAGCUAAGGAGCGUGUGCCACUGCCUGUUCCAGGCUACUUGCUACUCUCUACUGAAUAAAGCCACAGUUAAAGAGAAAAAGGAAAAUAAAAAAUCAGUAGUGAGUCAGCGCUUCCCUCAGAACAGCAUCGGCGCCGUGGGCAGCGCCAUGUUCCUGCGCUUCAUCAACCCCGCCAUCGUGUCCCCCUAUGAGGCCGGCAUCCUGGAUAAGAAGCCUCUCCUGAGAAUAGAGCGGGGACUCAAACUCAUGUCCAAGAUCCUGCAGAGCAUCGCCAACCACGUGCUGUUCACAAAGGAGGAACACAUGAGACCUUUCAACGACUACGUGAAGGGCAAUUUCGAAGCAGCCAGAAAAUUUUUCUUGGACAUUGCAUCUGAUUGCCCUGCUAGCGACUCGGUGAACCACAGCCUGUCAUUCAUCAGUGACGGAAACGUGCUGGCUCUGCACCGGCUGCUGUGGAACAACCAGGAGAAGAUCGGCCAGUACCUCUCCAGCAACAGGGAUCAUAAAGCGGUGGGUCGACGUCCCUUUGACAAGAUGGCGACUCUCCUGGCCUACCUCGGACCUCCUGAACACAAACCCGUAGCUGACGCACACUGGUCCAGCCUGAAUCUCACCAGCUCCAAGUUUGAGGAGUUCAUGACCAGGCACCAGGUCCAUGAAAAAGAAGAGUUUAAAGCGUUGAAAACCCUCAACAUUUUCUACCAGGCAGGAACAUCCAAGAACGGCAACCCCGUCUUCUACUACAUCACCCGCAGAUUCAAAACUGGCCAGAUUAAUGGAGACCUGCUUAUCUACCAUGUGCUGCUCACCCUCAAGCCUUACUACGCCAAACCGUAUGAGAUAGUAGUAGACCUGACCCACGCUGGUCCCAGCAACCGCUUCAAGACCGACUUCCUCUCCAAAUGGUUUGUUGUUUUCCCCGGGUUUGCUUACGAGAAUGUAGCAGCCAUCUACAUCUACAACUGUAACACGUGGGUGCGGGAGUACACAAAGUACCACGAGAGGCUCCUCACCGGCCUGAAGGGCAGUAAAAAGCUGCUUUUCAUCGAUUCGCCAUCGAGGCUAGCUGAGCAUGUUGAGCUGGAGCAGCAGAAGCUUCCAGCUGCCACGUUGAGCCUGGAGGAGGAUCUCAAGGUGUUUCAUAAUGCCCUCAAACUGGCUCACAAGGACACCAAGGUGUCAGUCAAGGUAGGCUCCAGUGCCGUCCAGGUGACCUCUGCCGACCGUACCCGGGUCUUGGGUCAGUACGUGAUCCUCAACGAUAUUUAUUACGCCUCGGAGAUCGAGGAGAUCUGCCUGGUGGACGAGAACCAGUUCACGCUGACCAUCGCCAACCAGGGAACGCCGCUCACUUUCAUGCACCAGGAGUGCGAGGCUAUAGUGCACUCCAUCAUCCACAUCCGCACGCGCUGGGAGCUCUCUCAGCCCGACUCCAUCCCACAGCACACCAAGAUCAGACCCAAGGACGUGCCUGGGACGUUGUUCAACAUCGCCCUCCUCAAUCUGGGCAGCUCUGACCCUAGUCUCAGGUCAGCAGCCUAUAAUCUCCUAUGCGCUUUAACCUGCACCUUCAAUUUGAAGAUCGAGGGCCAGCUCCUGGAGACGGCGGGUCUGUGCAUCCCAGCCAACAACACCCUCUUCAUCGUCUCCAUCAGCAAGACUCUGGCAGCCAACGAGCCCCACCUCACGCUGGAGUUCCUCGAGGAGUGUAUCUCCGGCUUCAGCAAGUCCAGCAUCGAGUUAAAACACCUCUGUCUGGAGUACAUGACUCCCUGGCUGCUCAACCUGGUGCGCUUCUGCAAGCAUGGUGACGAUGCCAAGCGCCAGAGGGUCACCGCCAUCCUGGACAAGCUCAUCACCAUGACCAUCAACGAGAAGCAGAUGUACCCGUCCAUCCAGGCCAAGAUCUGGGGCAGCCUGGGCCAAAUCACAGACCUGCUGGAUGUGGUAUUGGACAGCUUCAUUAAGACCAGUGCUACAGGGGGACUGGGAUCUAUCAAAGCCGAGGUGAUGGCGGACACCGCUGUGGCUCUGGCCUCUGGCAAUGUUAAACUGGUGUCUAGCAAGGUCAUUAUCCGCAUGUGUAAGAUCAUCGAUAAGACGUGCCUGUCUCCGACGCCAACGCUGGAGCAGCACCUGAUGUGGGACGACAUCGCCAUCCUGGCGCGCUACAUGCUCAUGCUGUCUUUCAACAACCUGCUGGACGUGGCGGCUCACCUGCCCUACCUGUUUCACGUGGUGACGCUGCUGGUGGCCACAGGGCCGCUCUCGCUGCGCGCCUCCACCCACGGCCUCGUCAUCAACAUCAUCCACUCGCUCUGCACCUGCUCGCAGCUCAACUUCAGCGAAGAGACCAAGCAGGUGCUGAGGCUGAGUCUGACCGAAUUCUCGCUGCCCAAAUUCUACCUGCUGUUCGGAAUCAGCAAAGUCAAGUCUGCGGCCGUCAUAGCUUUCCGCUCUAGCUACAGGGAUCGCUCCUUCUCGCCGGGGUCGUACGAGAGAGAGACCUUCGCCCUGUCCUCGCUGGAGACGGUGACCGAGGCUCUGCUGGAGAUCAUGGAGGCUUGCAUGAGGGACAUCUCAGAGUGUAAAUGGCUUGAUCAGUGGACCGAAUUGGCUCAGAAGUUCGCCUUUCAGUACAACCCUUCUCUCCAGCCCAGGGCUCUGGUGGUUUUCGGCUGCAUCAGCAAGCGCAUCACCCACGGGCAAAUCAAACAGAUCAUCCGCAUCCUCAGCAAGGGCCUGGAGAGCUGCUUGAAGGGGCCGGACAGUUACAACAGCCAGGUGCUAAUUGAGGCCACAGUCAUCGCUCUCACCAAACUACAACCCCUGCUGACCAAGGACUCGCCCAUGCACAAAGCCCUGUUCUGGGUGGCCGUAGCCGUCCUGCAGCUGGACGAGGUGAACCUGUACUCGGCCGGCACGGCCCUGCUGGAGCAGAACCUACACACGCUGGACAGCAUGCACGUCUUCAACGACAAGAGUCCUGAGGAGGUGUUUAUGGAGACCAGAAAUCCUCUGGAGUGGCACUGCAAGCAGAUGGACCACUUUGUCGGCCUCAACUUUAACUCCAACUUCAACUUUGCGCUUGUGGGUCAUCUGCUUAAAGGGUACAGGCAUCCUUCGGCCAACACCGUGGCACGGACAGUGCGCAUCCUGCACAUGCUUCUCAGCCUGGUCGGGAAACAUCUCAACUGUGACAAGUUUGAAGUCAACACACAGAGCGUGGCUUACUUGGCUGCUCUGCUCACCGUGUCGGAGGAAGUGCGCAGCCGGUGCAGUCUGAAACACAGGAAGUCUCUGCUACUCUCUGAUGUUGCCAUGGAGAACGUUCCUAUGGAGACGUACUCGGUGCAGAUCAGCGACCCUAGUUGCAGGACGCUGAGAGAGAACCAUCCAUGGGCGUCUCCUAAAGUGUCAGAAAUCAGCUCGCGGACACGGAAAUCCAUGAGCCUGGACAUGGGACAGGCGUCUCAGGCCAACACCAAAAAGCUUUUGGGGACGAGAAAAAGCUUCGACCACUUGAUGUCAGACACUAAAGCCCCAAAGAGGCCGGAGAUGGAGUCUGGCAUCACCACACCUCCGAAGAUGAGAAGGGUAGCUGAGAAUGACUACGAAAUAGAAGCCCAAAGAAUCUCUCAGCAGCACCACCACCUGAGGAAGGUGUCCCUGUCCGAGUCGAACGUCCUGCUGGACGAGGAGGUCCUCACCGACACCAAGAUCCAGGCCCUUCUCCUCACCGUGCUGGCAACUCAGGUCAAGAACACGACGGAUGAGUUCGACCAGAGGAUUCUUUACGAGUUUUUAGCCGAGGCCAGCGUCGUCUUUCCGAAAGUCUUUCCUGUCGUUCACAACCUCUUGGACUCGAAGAUCAAUACACUGCUGUCCAUGUGCCAGGACCCGAACCUGCUGAACCCCGUGCAUGGCAUCGUGCAGAGCGUAGUGUAUCACGAGGAGUCGCCACCGCAGUACCAGCCCUCAUAUCUUCAAAGUUUCGGGUUUAAUGGACUCUGGAGAUUCGCCGGGCCUUUUUCGAAGCAAAACCAGAUCCCUGACUACGCUGAGCUGAUCGUCAAGUUCCUGGACGCUCUGAUCGACACCUAUCUGCCCGGGAUUGAUGAGGAAGGCAGCGAAGAGGCGCUGAGGACACCCACGUCUCCGUAUCCUCCUCUGGCCCAGAGCCAGCUCAGCAUCACUGCAAACCUCAACCUCUCCAACUCCAUGACCUCUCUGGCAACCUCUCAGCACUCGGCAGGUGUCGAUAAGGAGAACGUAGAGCUGUCCCCGAGUGCCGCGGUUCCCACCAGCGGACGUGCGCGACACGGCUCAGCCAGCCACGUCCAGAAGCAGCGCAGCGCCGGAAGCUUCAAGAGGUCCAGCAUUAAGAAGAUCGUAUGAAAACAGCGCCCUCUUCUGUCCCUCACACACACACGCACACACACACACACACACACACACACACACACACACACCAUGCUGCAUUUCUACUCACAUCCUCCUUCCUUGUUCUCUUCUUAGAUUUUAUUUUUAACAAAAAAUUAAUAAUAAGAAUUUUUUUAGGCCGUACUUUGCCUGGCGAUCAAAGAAAAACAGGAACGUAGAACUAAUGGGAAACAAGUUCUCAAAUGUUUGGGAACCAGUCAGUGUUUGCGGAGAACUAUUGACGUUCAUAUUGGCACUCGAUUUUUUUAUUUUUUCUUGUAUGCACCGUGACAGCUCUUUAUUUUUAUUCCAAACCGAGUGGAAAGGACUGAAAUGUACCAUUCCAGACUGCAGUGGGUCUUUUCUAAGCAAGUUUUGAAUGCGUUUUUAAAGGAAAUUUUAAUGGAAAGCACUAACCAAGUUGCUCUUUCAUGUUAUCCCUGUAACAUUUCUUGUUUUUGUUUUUUCCACUGCGUUUAUAUCUGCACUUGUUCUGUUUUUCAUAUACGGUGUCUUGUUAAGGGGCCAAGAAGACUCAUUACAUUACAGAAUACAAAAAUCUGAGGAUACAGUGAUUCCAGGCUCACACAAACUAAACACUAUUAAACUUAAAGACACUUUGGACCAGUUUCACAUGGUCUUCAACAAUCUUUAACGAGUUUGUAUGAUUCUGUGCGCUCUAGUCUCAGACUAGACUAGUGGUGGCAGGCCUGGAACCCCAUGUGGUCUCCUGCUGAUCCAGCACAGUGUGUUGUAUGUUUUGAGAUGCUUUUCUGCUCACCACAGUUGUAAAGAGUGAUCAGCACCAGAUUUAUAUGUCCAUAUACAUGAUGAUCUUUCUCAGUUCACUAUAUACAGUAACAUCCCAAAUAAUUCACAUCAACGUCAGACUGAACAGCAAUGAAUCUGAAUCGAACCGUUUUUAUUCGCAUCCGUUAAUUUUAUCCGUGAAAUGAAGGUCAUGUUCACCAACAAUUGUUGUUGUUUUUUUGUUUGUUUACUGCAAGGCCAAGUAGUUAUUUCUGUUCUUACAGAACAAAACACCAAUACGGCAACGAUCGGUAUCAGGGAUCAGCCGAAACCCAGAGCACUAGUGUCGCUACUGCGUUAUAUAAAGAUGUGUCGUAUUGUAUUGGAAAAGGGAAACUUAACAUUAUUUGAUGUGGACGCAACAAAUCAAAAUGGUACUCGGAUGAUUGUUUACACUGAUUCUAUACUUGAAUCCGCAAAGAAAUUGCGGAGCGUUUUUCCUCUUGAAAAGAUGAACAUGAAGGAAUAUGAUCCUAACAGGCGGCUGUGAGGAUUUUUAGAAAACCAAAGUCUAGGAUAAUGGUGCAAUAUACAGUAGCUGAAUCCAAGGACAUUUAACAACGAUGCAAGUUUAUCAAGCAUAGCCUUUGUGCAAUCAAUGAGCAUUCGGUAAAUGUGUGUGAGCUGAGAUGGGCUAGGUUCACAUUACCAUCCAUUAUUGACUCAAAUCUGAUAUAUAUAUACAGUAUAUAUAUAUAUAUA